AUGAAAAACACAAUGUUAAUUUUGUAUUUCACUUUAAUUUUCGGUUUUCUUCCCCUACGCCUCAAAGACAUUCGAGUUGCACUAGCCAACCAGGCCUAUCCCAGUAAGGUACUGACGAUCUCAAAGGCCGACCUGAUUCAUAAGGAGUAUAAGAUGCUCGAAAUCAAAAUUUUAAGCAAAGAUAUGUUGAACAGUCAAAUUUUCACUCUACAGGAAGCGUGGAGUGGUGGUGUUGUUUUUAAAACGUUGGACGGUUUAAGAUCAUUUCGACAUUUUGACACAAUCAAGUAUAAGCCAUUUACCAACAACAGUCAUGAUCCAAAUAUUUAUAUUAUUAAGGCUGGAACAAAAUAUCCAAGAACAUUCCAGAUUGUCAGUGGAAUGGAGUGUUUAGAUGCUGUUGAAAGUUACAAUAAAGACGCAAUCAUUGCUAAAUUCAAUGAAUGCAACAAUACUGAGUCACAACUGUGGGGUGCCUUUACAGAAGAUCAGGUAAGAGGCUAUCUUGGACUUAAUACAACUCUAGAAGAUAAAAAUGAAGAAAACCUGAAAAGAAUGAUUGACAUGAUUGAUGAAAAAUCCCUCAAUGAGAUUAUCAAAUAA
Molecule: messenger RNA, 603 nt
Organism: Vittaforma corneae ATCC 50505
Lineage: Eukaryota; Fungi; Microsporidia; Nosematidae
Exons: 1
Coding region: 1-603 (200 amino acids)
Source: RefSeq, a predicted model, not a curated record